CUCAUAUGAUUGGUCAUGUUACUAUUAUCACAGGGGUUUUCAACUGGUUUGCCAGAGAGGCUACAGUUACCACUUUUGAGAACUUUGCCUGGACUUGAAAACUGCUCAAUGUUGAGGCCUGCAUAUGCUGUAGAGUAUGAUUUCUUGCCAGCUCAUCAGUGCUCUAGGUCUCUAAUGACUAAAAGAAUUGAGGGGCUUUUCUUCUCUGGCCAGAUAAAUGGUACAACUGGCUAUGAAGAGGCUGCAGCACAGGGUAUUGUAUCUGGCAUUAAUGCUGCCAGACAUUCAGAUGGUAAGUCCCUCAUUGUUCUUGAGAGGGAAAGCAGCUAUACAGGGACACUGAUCGAUGAUCUGGUGACCAAAGACCUUCGAGAGCCUUACCGCAUGUUAACAAGCCGGUCAGAACAUCGAUUGCUUCUUCGAUCUGAUAAUGCCGAUAGUCGUCUCACACCUUUGGGGCGUGAAAUUGGGUUGAUAGAUGAUAGACGCUGGGAAAUAUACCAAGCUAAACAAGCCCGGAUUGCAGAAGAAAAAAAAAGACUGAAAACUGUCAGAAUUUCACCUUUAGGUGGAGAUUUGGCUGCUGAUGUUACUCAACUGUCUGGUCAACCUGUUAAAGACUCUUCAACACUAGAGAGUCUUCUCAAGAAACCUCACAUACAAUAUGAAGUUCUUGAUAAGCAUGGUUUUGGAAACAAAAUGUUAUCCAGAGUAGAGAAAGAAUGUGUUGAAAUUGAUAUAAAGUAUGAGGGCUUCAUUUUGCGCCAGCAAAUCCAACUCCAGCAGAUGGUCCAUCAACAGAAUAGACCACUUCCAGAGGACUUGGAUUACUAUGCAAUGACAACAUUAUCUCUUGAAGCACGUGAAAAACUCUCCAAGGUCAGACCCCAAACCAUUGGUCAAGCUAGCAGAGUUGGUGGAGUAAGCCCCGCUGACAUUACUGCUCUUCUCAUUAUCCUCGAAACCAACCGAAGAAAAGCUCAGGAACAGAGGAGACAGCAAAUGGAAGCUUCUGUUAUGACAGAUGUGGAUCAACACGUACCUGAAGUUCCUCUCACAAGAACUGCUAGCACCUGAGACAUUAAUAAUUGAACUGGUUGUGUAGCCAGUUUGUCAGAUUUGGAAGCACAGUAAGUUUUAAUGAUUUAUCAUCAGAUAUCAGCUGCUUGAAGAAGUAACUUGCAGAUAUGUUAGCAGGGAUUAAAUUUUGGUUUCAAUCAUACUGAGGUCAUUCAGAACAUUCAGCCAUCUCAAAGACACAAUCUGUUUGAUGCUAUGACUGGAAACUUAUUUCAUCCGGUAAUCUGGAAACUCAGUGUUUGUUUCAUCUUACAAUGAAGGCAAUGAGAUUGAAGGUUCGUACAGAUCCUCCUCAUGAAUUUGAAUUAUGAGGAUUUGAGAAUCACUUUUCAGGCAAAUUGCCAAGAUGUCAAGAGUUUCAACAAUGUAGUUACGAACCGUCCGAAUAUAUGGCUCCUUGUGUGGUCCUAAUGUAAUUUUACCUGUUUAUCUAUCACUUCAAUAUUAUUCUUUCUGAUUAUUAAAUGUAUAUAAGAAACAAAUUUGUUACUUGAAAUUCGUCAGAUUAUAGCUUUAGAAGAUCAAAUUUCA
This is a messenger RNA of Carica papaya (papaya), 1611 nucleotides long. The record is from RefSeq and is a predicted model, not a curated record. Lineage: Eukaryota; Viridiplantae; Streptophyta; Magnoliopsida; Brassicales; Caricaceae.